AGAAAAAGCGGUGACGAAUGUUCUUGAAACAUUCGAUCGCUAUUUUCCUACGCAGUUUUGAUAUGAAUUGAUGUUUGUGAAGUUUUAUUUGUUCAAAAUUGUGAUCAAGUAGUGCUCAAAAUGUCCCUUAACACAGCCCACGCCGAUCAUGGCGUCCUGAUACAUGCAGGGGAAGCUAUCAUCCUGUUCUCCGACAAUGUCAUGGUCGACUUCUAUGGCAAUGACACCCCCGAGUUCAAGGGGAGCAAGAACGGGCGCAUGUACCUCACUACACACCGCAUGAUCUACAACUCCAAGAACGUCGCUGACAGCCUGAGGUCAUUCAGCUUUCCCUUCAUUGCUCUGCAAGAUGUCAAUGUGGAGCAGCCUAUGUUCUCCGCAAACUUUAUCAAGGGCAAGGUGCGGGCCCAGCCCAAUGGCAACUUUGUUGGAGAAGUGAAAUUCAAACUGGUCUUCAAGUCUGGCGGAGCCAUUGAGUUCGGCCAGGCCAUGCUGAAAGCUGCACAUCUUGCAUCCCGGCACGGCACGCCGGGCGCCGCGCCGCCGCCGUACACGCCGCCGACCGGCCCCUGGUACGCCGCCCCGCCGCCGGCCUAUGCGCCGCCGCCGCAGGGCUACUACGGAUGGGUGCCGCCCUACACUGCGUUCCCCGACCAGCCGCCGCCAAACUCCGUGUUCGUGUCCAACAACCCGCCGCCGUACCCCGGCGUGGCGGGCGCGGGCUACCCGGCGGGCGCGGGCGGGCUGUCGGGCGCCGCCGCCCCGCCCCCGCCCGGCUACCCCGGCGGCUUCGCGCCGCCCCAGGCUAACGGCAUGUCGCCCAAUGAUGCCAAAGCAGCCGAGGCGGCUCGAAGCGCCUACUAUGACCCUAACAGGCCCCAAACCGCAUACGUUCCACCGCCAUACGAUCAGCCCCCGACCUAUCAAGAGUCUACGUCGAAGAAAGAAAACUAAGGCACUGUCCGCACUUCCACCUCGGACGGCCGCGGCUGCCCGUCGGCGCCGAGCCGUUACCGGAGCCUUGCUGCAGUACGGAGACCAUACUGUAAAGCCCAGUGUGCACACUAUUUUCUAAAUACCACAUUUUUAAAACACCACUGCUAUUUUUCUGUAAUAUGCACUUAUAAUUUAAUCUCAAACAGACAGUUAAGGUGAAAUCAGAUGGUUCAGAAUGCCCCAGAACGAAAAUACUGGCCUCACAAAUUGGUAUUCUUGCGUCCGCACCUCAUUUUAUCGGUUAUAUCGGUCAUUAUCGGCGGUUGAAUUCGGCGAGCCUAAUUGGCAUUUGCGUCCGCACGCCCUGAUUUCAUCGGGCAAUUUAAUCAGAUUGCCGAAAAAUGUACUAGUCUGGAUACGCCGUAAGAGUGUUGGUGUUUGUAUUCAUCAUGAAAUUUGUGGUAUUUUGAAAACGAGCACUCGGAACCACUGAUCUCUAUUCAACCCGGUGUACUGAAGGUGCGUCCAAAUCCAGCGUAGCGUAAUCACUAAUCAGUAUUUCUUAAUCGAGCGGUAGAUAUGCUAGGUCUGAAUGCGCCUCGACGUAGCUACCUAAAGAUAUUCGAUACGAAACUUUUCCACUCGACACGUAUUUCCCUUUCGCGCAUGAGAGGAGGCCUGUGCCCAGCAGUGGGACGUAUAAGUAUAGGCUGAAAUUAUUAUUUAUUUGUAUCUCCUUGGAUUUCUCGGGCCUAUAAAUCCUGGUCUUUUGAUAAGCUCGCGUGGGGAUAUAGAUUCAACACGUAGAGGCCCCUUGGAGAGCUUUAAUGUCAUGUAGAAGAAUUUAUUUUCAUUUAUUUAUUUUUCUUAGGCUAGGUCAUUUAUAACAUGAAUAUAAAAGUAAAAUACAAAAACACAUAAAAAACAACAAAAAAUAAGUAUAAACAUAUUAUAAAAAACCUAACCUAGGGUGCCGCCAGCAGCGGGGCAGGGCCCAAGCUGCCGGUGGUCAGGGCCGCAGAGAGAGGAAUUUAUUAUUAUUACGUUCUUAUUUCUUUAGCGUCCGUGGACGGAAUAACUUUGCCCAAUGUUAUAGUCGUGCUAUUGACAAUAAGAAGUCAUCUGAAGCCAUAGCGGUACCGAAUCAAUACGGUAUAAUUUGCGAGCAUUAUUGCAAUUAGACAAAAUCGUCGCAGCCCCUUCAGUGUGUUUGCACAUGCGUACAAAAACAUACGCAUCUGAGUAUACCGGCAAUGUAGUAUUGAAAAACUGGCAAUGUAGUAUUGAAAAGGCGAAAACUCAAAGUUAUUUACAUUCUGUACAAAACGUAAGAAAGGGACACAUAUUUUUAGCGGGUCUAGUUAUACUGGUCUUAGUUAUUAUUAGUGAUGUACCGACUAUUGAUUUGGCCGACUAGCCGACUAAUCGGCGCUCGAAUGGCCGAUUAGUCGGCCGUCUAGUCGGCUAGUCGGCCAGAUCAUUAGUUUCGUAUAAGUUCAGCUGAAAAACAAUAGUUUUGCUCUUUUGGUUGCGCUAUUCAUAUAUUAGCUUGGCUAAAAGGUGUUCUCUACCGGUUCAAAGACCUAUCACAAGAAUCCUCGAUCAAUGUCUGUCUUCCUUUUAUUUUGCGAUCCUGAGCAGACCGUCAGUAGGUACAACUUGUAGGAGGUAUAUAUCCAAGGCCCUAUUUCUCGUGCGUAGUCGCCAGUUAAGAACCUAUCCCCUGUGGUCAGCGUCUUUACGAGCAACGUGCCCUGUUGAUAAGUCUCUAAAUUUGGCAAUAACAUUAAUAGUUCCCCAUGGCUCCACCAUUAAAAAAAUAACAAAAACUGAAUUAUAAUAAAAUCCUUUAAGAAUAGAACUUUGCCAUGAAAUUACACGAGAAUCAGUUGAGAUCGACCUGUAGAGGAAAACACCAGCCCACCACCAUACGAUAACGAUCAAACGGUCAAUUAUAUGAACAAAAGUUUCCAGACCCUGAAUAGGUAUUUUGGUAAAAUAGACAUAAAACAUAUGGUAAAUAUUGACUGUUGGUUUCUUUUUUUCUGUUUUUCUUUCACUAAUACAGUGCCGACUAAUCGGCCAUUUUUGCCGACUAGUCGCCGACUAAUCGCCGACUACAAAUGUGGCCGGAUAGUCGGCUUUCCCGACUAGUCGGCGACUAGUCGGUACAUCCCUAGUUAUUAUCUACUUACGGGUUGAAUCGAAAUCAGUGUGAUUUUUUUAUGAACGUUACAUUCCUUAUAAUCGUUACACCUCCCGUUUGGCUUUGAUUGUAUAAAAAAAGCACCAUUUGUGCCGUUCUUACUUCUGAAAAUUAAAGGUUCAGUCACACAGGCGCGUUUUCCGGGCGGGGCAUGAGCGCGGUGUGUAUGUUUUAUAUGUAAGAGCGGCGCGCCCCGCAAAAUGCGCCUGUGUGACGGAGCCUUAAGUUUUCAAUAAACGGGAUACAAAUCGCGAUUGUAUCUACUCGUUUCAAAUAAUUGUAAACGAAAUAUUAUACAAAGUAUUCGACAUUCAUGUAUGACUGAUUGUUGUAGAAAA
Messenger RNA from Cydia fagiglandana, 3480 nucleotides. RefSeq names its product WW domain-binding protein 2 (gene Wbp2). The record is from RefSeq and is a predicted model, not a curated record. Gene Ontology annotation, molecular function: chromatin DNA binding; transcription coactivator activity. Bases 121 to 954 code for a protein of 277 amino acids. NCBI's taxonomy places the organism in Eukaryota, Metazoa, Arthropoda, Insecta, Lepidoptera, Tortricidae. The transcript has 7 exons. Gene Ontology annotation, biological process: positive regulation of DNA-templated transcription. Gene Ontology annotation, cellular component: nucleus.